This is a messenger RNA of Rhipicephalus microplus (southern cattle tick), 877 nucleotides long. RefSeq lists its product as uncharacterized. Gene Ontology annotation, molecular function: G protein-coupled receptor activity. The record is from RefSeq and is a predicted model, not a curated record. Lineage: Eukaryota; Metazoa; Arthropoda; Arachnida; Ixodida; Ixodidae. Gene Ontology annotation, cellular component: membrane. Gene Ontology annotation, biological process: cell surface receptor signaling pathway; G protein-coupled receptor signaling pathway.
ACGCCACGCACGCCUCACAGCCUUGUAUAUGAAGUACUAGGCCAUAUGGCAAUCAUGCGCCAGCCACUCGUAAUCCUACUGUGCUCCAUGGCGGCUCUCCGUGGCUGGACCCCAUCUGAUGUGGUCGUCAGUGCUGCCAACAUGACGAUCUUCCGAGGAUCGGCCAAAAACAGCAACGACGAACUCGUCCAAUCACUGCUUCAGUGUAGUUCCCAGACAUCUGAGACUUCCACGGACAACACACGUCGACUAUGUUCAAAUGAUUCAAGCUGUAUUCACUACGAGGACUGCUGCUUCGAUGCUGACGUGGCUUCAAACAAGGCGUCCAGGAAGGAGACACGCUGCGUUCCACUACUCGAUCAUAAAAGUGUUCUUCGCAAAGUAGUGAUGGUCACUCGAUGCAAUGAUUCCUGGCCGGAAGACGAGGUCAGGAAGGGCUGUGAGGACGCUGGCGCUAAAAACGAAACGUUUCACCUGGAUCCCAGCAACAAGCUCGAGCUGGUUACACCUAUUCGAACGGGUUCUGCGCACUCUGCAAUUACGAUAGCGAAAGCUGGGUUUUCUGGAGUACCUCAUCUGUCGAUAGCAGGCAAGCGACCUUUGACUUGCAGGUGGACUCUCUGAAGAAAGGCUUGCGUUACUGCACUACAAUCACAAAUUACAGCGAUAUAUGCGGAAAAGUUAAUAGCAGUGAAUUCAUGGAAGCCGAGAGCAUGUGCAAGCUUUACUUGGAACCUGUUUUACUAAAGCAAACCAGCAAAACAUACAAAAACGUGUUCUGCGCACUUUGCGAUGAAGUGAACAUAACGUCCCUUGUAUGCCAUCCUGACGAAAGAGGAAGUGUCCGCUACCAUGCAAAAGCCCGUGAUAGCGCAUU